Messenger RNA from Pelagomonas calceolata, 3027 nucleotides. NCBI's taxonomy places the organism in Eukaryota, Pelagophyceae, Pelagomonadales, Pelagomonadaceae. The record is from the annotation of a GenBank genome assembly.
AAGCAGCACUGCCCAGCACGUAGGAAGCGGGGCAGCACGAGCGGAACGCCCGCGGGAGCGACCGAGGAGAGGCUCGGACACGCACGGCGCGAACUGACACCGCGGCGUGCGGCUCAGCUCUGAGCAGAGGCAGCCCAAGCCAGAGGCAGCCCCACACACGCCGCGGCAGCGGCCGAUCAGGCGAAGCGACGCCGAGGACGCGGCGCAAGAGGACCGCCCAACCGCACAAAGCUAGAGAGCCAGACCAAGGACCAUGGGCACGCGCGCCGAGGACGCGGCGAUGUACGCCAAGUCCCGGAAGGUCACGUCAGGCCUGAACAGUGCCAUCCGGAACCUCGAAAAGAGAAUCAAGGACAUCGACGAGAUCUCCGGCGAGCUGGGCUACGACAUGGCCUACGAGAAGUUGUUACAACAGCCCGAGUUCGCCGACGAGGCCCAAGCUAGGAUCGACGCCGAAAAGCAGAAGAUGCAGCGUAUUAGGGAUGUGCGACGGAGGAAGGCCGAGGCCUACCGGAAGAAGAAGGACGCCGAGGAGGCGGCGAAGAAGCCUGCUCCUAAGGUGAGAAAGAAGAAGAAACGUAGGAUGAUUGGUGCGGCUGGUAGUGGAGCUGUGGCUUCGAGAAAACUGAAGGAGCGGAGCGAGGACGCGGCUCAGCUUGUGCUUGGUAUGGAGAAUAGCAAUGCGGAGCCCUUGGAGGCGCCGGCACCCAUUGAAGUGCCCUCAUCUCCCAUCAAUGUUGACGACCCCCUCACGCAAGCCUUUUUUAGUGGAGAACCUCCUGUCCCAAAGAGAAGGCCGAAGAUGGCCCAACCAAAAAAGACGCACUACGACCGGACGCGAAGACCUAGAUCUGCGGCAUUCAGGAUAAUUGCCAACGACAACCCGUUCAGUAAUGUGGACGAGCUGUUCGCGGCGGAGGCCGAGCGGCAAAAGCAGCAGUCGGACAAGAUGAAAAGAUUGGCGAGCCCGUGGGGCAUUCUGGAUAGCGAUCCGCGAGCGGGCCGACCUUCCUCGGCACCGCAUCAUCGACCGAAGCCUCUACCGUUGGCGACGCUAGGCAAAGGAGCUUCUGAAGUUGUGGAAACUCUUAGGGCAGUGGUAGAAUUCCGGAGGAAGACCAAGAAGUACGGCCCCGUGCUUGUGAGUGUCGGUAGAAAAGACUCGCCUCGUAGAAGGACCUAUGACGACUUGCACGCGCAAGCGCCGGCACCCGCACGAGGCCGACCACGACGGCGGAAGAGCGCUCCGGCCACGCCAGAACGACCGCAGACCGCCUCGCAAAAAAGGCUGCAGGAACGCUUCGACUCCCUGUCAAGGCCCAAGUCCGCUCCUGCCCAGAGAUCGCCCUCACCUUCAUCAAAAUAUGCGCCCUGGGACAAUUCAUCGGGAUGGGACACCAUACUGAGAAGACCAGUAUCGCCACCACCGCACCAGGCCCCAAAUCCCGAGGGCUGGUGCCCGAACGACAAGGCCUUUGUCCACGUCACUCAUGAGGUGACCAUGCUCGGUGGGAGGAAACCUUUGAGACAUCCGGUGUGGAUCCGCGUGAAGAUCACGGAGGUGCGCGAGUCGGUGAAUGAGGUGGACGAGCGCGUCGUCCCGCGGGGCAUGCUCAUCCUCACCUGUCGCACACAACGUUCUAGGAAGUUAGAAUUACCGAAGGAGUACUGGCGGCCCUUCGACAUCGACGCUCGACGCGUCGUUCGGAAAGUACCUUCCGAGUUAAUUGAUACGGGGAAACGGCCGCCGUACCGGGGCAAGCCAAUACCUCGAGUGCAGCCCGUCGGCCCCGGCGAGCCAAUUCCGGAGCCGUCGGAAUCAGAACCCGAGCCCGAGCCCGAGCCCGAGCCCGUGAAGAAGCCGGGCAUGCUCUCGAAGAUGGGCCAAUCGGCUCGUAGCCUCUCCCCGGUGAACGCCGCCGCCGCGACGCACUCCGCGGGCAAGGCGGCCGCUUCAUCAGCAGUGUCCGCCGCGAAGAGCGUGCACGGCGGCAUGAAGAGCAUGCACGGCGGCCUGAAGAAAGGAUUAGGGAGCAUGGGGUCUUCCAUGCGGAACCUCGGGGGGAGUAUGAGUCCCCCCAAGAUGCCGUCGUUCAAACGGCCGUCUUCGCCCUUCGGGCGCAAAUCACCUACGCCCGUCGAGGAGGCUCCUUCGGAAGAGCCAGAGGUCAACGAGCGGACCGUGGUGUUUAGUCCGGAGCCGGAGGCGGCGCCGGCGCCGGAGCCGGAACCUGAAGUGGCGCCAGAACCCGCGGCGGAACCCGCCAUCCCGGAGACGGACGAGACGCACCUCGCGGCCGCCAAGCUCCAGGCCUCCGUGCGCGGCCGCAACGCCCGCAAGAAGACGAAGCGGCGGAAGGGUCCCCGAGAUUCCGCCGCGAUCCGCCAGGAGAUCGCGGAGCUUGACGAAGAGGGUUUUCGCGAGGACGCGGCGCGCAACGCGCAAGCCGCGAAAAUCCAGGCGCGCAUCCGCGGGCGCAAGGCGCGCCGCGAGGCGGCUCCAAAACGUGCAGCUUUGCAGCGGGCCCGGGCCGACGCGCGGGCGCUCGCCGAUAAAGUGGCUGCCUUGGAGGCGGAAAACGCGCGCCUGCGCCGGGCGGCGUCGCCGGAACCCGCGAAGACGCCGAAUACGGAGGACGACUGGGAACAGUGCGUCGACGAGGCGACCGGCCACACGUACUACUAUAGCUCGAGCCGCGACGCUUCGCGGUGGGAAGUUCCGUCGGCGUGGAAGGAGGGCGGCCCCAAGGACGACUGGGAGCAGUGCGUCACCGACGAGGGCCACACGUACUAUUUUUCCGCCUCUAGGAACGCCAGCGUAUGGGACGCGCCGCGCGCCGCGAAGACCCCGUCGGACAAGCGCACGCCGCGCCGCUGGACGCCGUCGACCCAGAAACGGCCGACGCCGGCGCCGCGGUCGCCGGGCACGCAGCUCUUCGCCGUCCCAGAAGCGGUCACGCCGUCGGACGACUACGAGUCCGAAGCAUUCGACGACUACGAAACGCCGAGUAAAUGAAGUAUAGACAA